GUCAUACCCUCUUGGUGUCUCGAAGAGGUUCCCAUGAGUUAUACGUCACUUGCUCUGUCACCUCUUGGUCAAGUCACUGGUUACUCUUGAUUGUGCACCGCGCGCAACUUACUUUGACGUCACUGGCCUGCGAGGAUAAGCAUUUGUGUUGCAUUUGACCGGGAAAGACAAAAGGGAAAAGAAAAAAAACGGUUAUAAGCUUGGUUGUUGACACGGUUUCUGUGAUUGCGCCUGGCGACAAGAAGCUUCCUGUGUUGGACAACUAUAAAUUGUCGAAACGCGGUGUGCUGUGAAAGCAAGCUCUUCUACACCAACACAACCUUUCCGCGCUACGGUCGCGUUACUUCCCGAUCGAUUUUUCUUAUCUUCUUUGUUACUCCGAUUAGCGAUCUACGCAGCAUGAAAUUCGGAAGAAACCUACCGCGCAACCAGGUCCCCGAGUGGGCGGGCUCGUAUAUCAACUACAAGGGCCUCAAGAAGCUUGUAAAAGCAGCAGCAGAGAAAGCAAGGAAUGGAGAAAAGGUGGAUCCUGCAGGUGGGCGGCUUUGACGACUCUUGGUGUCGCACACUGAGCCUCUCCCCUAACCCUCGAUGCAGAAUUCUUUUUCGCGCUUGAUCGAAACCUCGAAGAUGUCGACUUUUUCUACAACAAGAAAUACGCAGAAUUUUGUCGCCGUCUGAACCUCCUCCAGAACCGAUAUGGACGAACCGUCGAUGUAGUCGCUACCCUGGAUCAGGAUGAAGUGGAGGAAGUUAUGGGAGCUCUGCUUGAGCUGAGAAGCCAGUUCAGAAAUUUGCAAUGGUUUGGUGAGAUUAACCACAAGGGCUUCGUCAAGAUCACAAAGAAGCUCGACAAGAAGGUUCCGGACCUUGUCACACAGGGUCCUUAUAUUGAUACCAAGGUCAAGGUUAAGCCCUUCGCCAAACAAGCAAACACAACAAGACUUCUUGAUGAGAUUAACAAGUGGAUGUCUGUGCUGUCGGAAGCCCAGACUUUCGAUGAUACAAUGUCUGAGCACUCGACUCGCUCCCUGGGUCGUGCUUCAGCUAAGGGUAUGCUGAGCCUACCUCAAGCUCAGCUCGAUGCUCUUGACCAGGCUGUACGCAACGACGAUGUUCCUGCCCUCGAGGCUGGCCUCAAAACGAGCAAUGUCAUCGAAGAAGGCGCCCAGCCGCUAAUGCUGGGUCUCUUACAGCGAUCUAUUUCCUCGCGUUCGAAAACAUGCCUGGCGUUUCUGCUAAGCAACCUCAAAAGUCUGGACGAGCCAGAUGAUAUCAACGCUCGUAACUGUAUUCAUCGUCUGGUGAUUCACAUUGGCCGGACAAAAUCUGUUCCCGAAGGAGAGCAGGACUCAAAAUCUCGACCCGUCCCUGCAGGGUCACAAUUCAGUAACAAGCACCUCGAGCCUGGUCUGGCAACAUCUAAGGCGCCCAAGUCACUGAACCAGAAGGAGUCUCUACUUUUGACCAAGGAUGACGAGGCUGUCCAACUAUUUAUCUUUUUGCUUGAGCAACUGCGCCCAGAGCAGAGGGUUGCGCUCAAGAGCCGUGACUCCUUCGGGCGCAUGCCGCUCCAUUACGCAGCUCAGUUUGGCAUUGUGGUCGUGUGUCAAAUCAUUAUGUCCAAGAUGCAGCAAUGGGACCAAUUCCACGUCAAGGAUGGAAUUGAUACACCUGAGUGGCAGGAUAACGAUGGUUAUGCACCCCUCCAUCUCAGCGUUGUUGGGGGCCAUCCAUUGACCACUCAAGCUCUGCUGCAGGGCGAGAAUUGGGAGGGAAGCAGCCCGUACAAAGCCGAAAUUCGAAAGUCUAUCUCCAAAUCGGGUGCUGUGCUAGCCAUCGCUACCAAGUCCAACUACAGUGUUAUCGUACAGCUUCUGAUUGAUGCCGGCGUUGAUAUUAACUGGAGGGACAAGACAGACGAGACUGCCCUUCACGUCGCAGCUAGAUUCGGGCAUGAAGAGUGUGCUCGGAUUAUCCUGAAAGGAACUGCGGAUCAAAAGGCGGAUCUCGAAGCUACAGAGAGCACCUACUCAUGGACUCCUCUUCAUGUUGCCGCUGUGGAUGGCAAGUACAACGUUGCAGAACUUCUGGUAGAAGCUGGAGCGGACAUCACCCGCCUUGAUUCAUCAGGCUGGACGGCGAGAGAGCAUGCUGCGCUGAGAGGUCAUAUGGACAUUGCGCGACUGCUCGAGACCAACGAUGUUGAGAUCGAAUCGCCCCCAACCCGACCUGUCGACACAUUGCAGCCAACUCCCUCGGACAUGUCAUCUAUCGGCGAACGUCGCUCGAAUGGUAACGGAAUCAACAAUGGCUCGCGUGCUCCUGAUGCUGCUAUCAAGAGCUUCGGUCAUCGAUACUUGACCAAUGAGAGCCUUGUACUUGUCAGUCUGGGAUCGAUGGACAUGCGAAAGAACAUUGAACCGGUCAGUUUGGAUCGUGUUCCACUUACCGAAGCUCAUAACACACAACUUGACACCGCUCUAUCGAUCGUUGUAUCUGCUACUGGUGCCAGUGGUGAGCCCACCAUCAUCGAUCUCCCGGUGCAUGACAGCAUUGCCACUGAACCUGUCGUUUUCACGACAACAGAUGCGGGCAAGGUGAAGCUCCUUUUCGAUAUCGUCCCGACUUACUCGGGCAACGACAAGCACAAGGUUGGGCGCGCCGUGGCGCUCUUGUCUUCUGUCAGACAAACACUGGGAUCUAGCCGCAUGAACCUGCAGGGAGAUGUUUGUGUUCCCAUCAUGUCAAGCAGCUUCGAUGUCAUUGGAACCGUCAACUUCAACUUCUUGGUCAUCACCCCUUUCCACCACCCCAAUAUGGAAAUCACAUCGAGACAGACGUACUGGAAGAAGCUGGAGUCAACCAUGGUGAUUGGUCACCGCGGACUCGGCAAGAACUUGACAAGUAACAGGUCUCUCCAGCUGGGAGAGAAUACUCUGCCGUCCUUCAUUGCUGCGGCUAAUCUUGGAGCUCAAUAUGUCGAGUUUGAUGUUCAACUGACCAAGGACCAUGUUCCGGUCAUCUAUCACGACUUCCUCGUCAGUGAGACAGGUAUUGAUGCACCAGUCCAUACCUUGACACUGGAGCAAUUCUUGCACAUCAACCCCGACAAGAAUCGAGAUUCCAAGCAACAAUCAAGAAAGAAGCCUGCACCCACGGGCGAGCCAGGUGAUUUCCGGGCUCGUAGCAACAGCCUAACACCAAAACGCUCGCAAUCUAUGGGGUUCGCUGGUAGUGGACCUGAUGAGUUGGAUGAACGCAUGAAACACACAAAGGACUUCAAGGAUAAGGGCUUCAAGGGCAACACGAGAGGAAACUUUAUUCAAGCUCCUUUCGCCACUCUUGAGGAGCUCUUCCGAGAACUUCCUCAAGAAACUGGCUUCAAUAUCGAGAUGAAGUACCCUAUGCUUCACGAGAGUGAAGAGCAUGAGAUGGACACAUAUGCAGUAGAGCUCAACUCAUUCUGCGACACAGUACUCUCCAAGGUCUACGACCUUGCUGGAGAACGUCACAUCAUCUUCAGCUCUUUCAACCCCGACAUCUGCCUUUGUCUAAGUUAUAAGCAGCCUUCCAUCCCCAUCCUUUUCUUGACAGACGCAGGCUGCUGUGAAGUCUGUGAUAUACGCGCAUCAUCCUUACAGGAGGCCAUUCGAUUCGCGAGACGCUGGAACCUGUUGGGUAUUGUUGCUGCCGCAGAGCCUUUCGUCAACAGCCCUCGCCUCAUCAAGAUCGUCAAAGAGAACGGAAUCGUCUGCUUCAGCUACGGCACACUAAAUAACGAUCCUGAGAUGGUUCGGGUAAGUCUAAGCACACACAGAAAGAUGUAUGUCGAUUUUGCUAACCGUCAUUGCAGCGUCAAGUCAAGCAAGGCAUCGAUGCAGUCAUCGUCGACAGUGUCCUUGCCAUCAGAAAGGGGUUGACAAGCGGGGAAACGCCCACUGAGCCCGUCAACGGCGAGAAUGGAACAAAUGGUACCCUCAAGCCGGAUCACGAGCUCAAGGAGAAGUUGGACGAGUUGACGAUCAAUGGUGGCGGCCCUUGAGGACAACAGAACCGAGAGUAAGCGCUGCUAGAUGGAUAGAUAGAAAGAAGUGAGACGAACACGGCCUUCAACAGUUGGCUCCCACAGAAAGACAGAUAGAUUCGCUCAACCCUUUUCGGGAGUGAGCUCGCAAAUGGCAUCUCUAUGACACUAUGGCCACGAGUAAUACCCCUAUCAUCAUUUCGAGAUGACAUUUGACGCCUACCAUUCGUCCAUGAACAAGAGGCAUGUUUGGUUAACAGGUAUUGACCAAGUUUUGACGUAAAAGAGUAAUCAAUGUGUAACUGCCGCCUAUGCA
Messenger RNA from Fusarium odoratissimum NRRL 54006, 4343 nucleotides. RefSeq lists its product as uncharacterized. The transcript has 2 exons. Gene Ontology annotation, biological process: glycerophospholipid catabolic process. Bases 756 to 3923 code for a protein of 1055 amino acids. Gene Ontology annotation, molecular function: protein binding; glycerophosphocholine phosphodiesterase activity. The record is from RefSeq and is a predicted model, not a curated record. Lineage: Eukaryota; Fungi; Ascomycota; Sordariomycetes; Hypocreales; Nectriaceae.